Symbiodinium pilosum is the source of this 3108-nucleotide messenger RNA. The record is from the annotation of a GenBank genome assembly. Lineage: Eukaryota; Dinophyceae; Suessiales; Symbiodiniaceae.
AUGUGUGUCCCACGUUGUGCCCACUACGCUGCGCUUGACAAAGGGAAUCGAAAGAAGAACGCAGAAGGGAGAGCCGGCCAGCGACGACAGCUGUUGCAGUGGCUGCGUGCGCUGGGCACGGCGCUGAAGCGGGUGGAAGGGUUCCACAGCCUCGGAGGGCCUGCUGCGCCAGUGCCGGUGCCGAAGGAGCUGUGGGCUCCCACGGCUCUUGAGGACGUCAUGGCAAGCGCAGCCCUCCAGUCAGGCUCCAAGUCGAUCAGAGAGUUAGCCGAUGAGUUGGAUGACUAUAUUGAGCGAGCGCCAUACAGACUCAACGUGCUUUGCUUCAUUGGGGGUGCUGCCAUUGUGGUCAACGGCAUCUUCGGCGUACUGGAUGUGUUUGAUGUAUUUGGCCAGCCAAUCUACUAUGUGGUGAAUGCGUACAUGGUUUUCUUCGGUGCCGUCACCUGCAUCACAGAAGUUCGCGCUAACUUCGCUGCACAGCUGCAUGACACGGUGCAAGGAGUGCAGAGGUGGAUGCACGAAUGGGCCAGGGGCCUGACGCUGAUCUGGGGACGUGGGCUGUUCUACCUCUUCCAGGGGACUUUCUGCAUGCUGUCUUCCAGCUUGGUGAGCUUAGGUCUCGUGAUAGGCGCGUACAUGAUAGUGGUUGGGCUUCUGUGCCUCAAGAUCGGCUACAAGAAGCACUUUGGCAGCUCAUCUCCUGAUUACAUCCGCGCCCACCAGACUUUUGCCUACCUGGCCGCCUCCUCCGCAGCCUCUCGGAUUCUUCUACGUCAGGGCUCCGUAGUGGUGGCUGUUGGAGCGGAGCGUGAGACGCGACGAGCGAAGCUCCAGGACUUGGCUUCGGAUAACCCAAGUUAUAACCAGGACCUCUUGGAGCAAGUGCCGUUGGCCCGCUUGGUCGUGGCGGUGCCGGGGCUCAGCAAGGUACUCCAGAAGGUGCCAACCCAGGAGCUGCAAACAGAGGCUGGGGCCUUGGAGUGUCGAACAACCGCCGAGUCCAUUGCGGAUGCAGCGGAAGAGCUGGCGAAGGCUCACUACCAGGCACCUGAGGCCUUGGAUGGCUUUGCGGUGUCUGCUGCGCUGACGGCAUGCGAGCUCCGCCGCAAGGUGGCAGAUGCAAGGCUGGCAGUCACAGGGAGCACCGAGUCCUUGGCCAAGCCUCGCAUACUGGAUGCGGAGGCUGUGACUAAAGGAGAGGCAGAAUGCGACGUUCUGCAGAGGCGCGCUGAGGAGGCCAGGGACUUGGAGGAAACCAUCGAAAAACGAUGCCCGCCAGGGCUUUCCUACGCGCUACAGAAAUUGUAUAUCAAGGAACUGGCAGAUGCAGAAUCCAUGGUCAGAUUUCGGCGCCUAGCGCAGUGGCAAUGUGUUGCUGGUCUAGUCUGGCGCUUCAAGCGUACUCUGCCUUUCAUUUUUCUUUCCUCAAUGCUCUCCAUGGUCUUGGGGGCUUUUUCGUCCAUGCGCUUGCAUUACCAAGCUGCAGUAAUAAACCUGGCAAAGGAUGCUGUGACUGGUCCCACACCUGGCCAGGGUGCUCUAGCACCUGCCAGCAUAGGACAGACAGUUGGUGCCAUGAUCGUGAGCGAGUUGAUCCUGCAGCUGGCAGAGUUUGCCCGCGGUCGCUUAAGCUUACGGGGAAAGUCCAAGGUGAUUCAGGAGCUGAAAGUGGCACUUUUUGGGGCACUGUUGCGGCAAGACCUGGAGUAUUUGGAGCAGUGUGAUCUAUGGCAACUUCGAUCUAUGAUUGGAAGCUGUGGCACCACCAUCUCACAAGUUGUGGACUUCCCGGCCACUGCUGUUGAGGCUUCCGUUCGCCUUGCUGCAGCAAUUCUGGCACUCUCCCGUCAAAAUCGGGGCCUGGCGGCAUUCUUGAUCGUGAUGCUACCUCUGCGGUUUCUGCUCAGCCAGCUAUUACAGAGAUUCGAGGAGCGGCUUCAAGAUCAGAAUUCGCUGCCCGACUUUAAAGGCCAAAUCAACAGUUGCUGGUCCUCGCUGGUGAGGCCCCCAGCCCUGCGCACAAUGCGUGCUUUUGCCAGGGAGCCUGUGGAGCUUGCAACCUUUGCACGCUUCCUGGCCGUGCAUGAUCAGCUACAGCAGCGGAAGAUGCUUGUCUUCCGCUUGGUGCAGCCUCUGCAGGCGCUGCUAGAGCAUGGCCUGGAGAUUGGGACCCUGUGGUAUGGGGGCCGUCUUGCGCUUCGGGGAGAGAUGCAGCAUCUCUGGUUUCAACUGGUGAUUUUUUCAUUAGUCAAGUAUGGGUAUGUAUUCUGGGGCCGGUGCUUUGUGGAUGCGGAGGAAGGAGACAUGCGGUGGGACGUGGAGUUUAGGAAAGUCUCUUUCGAGUACCAGCAGCGCCAAGGUGCGACGGUUCUCACGGACCUGUCCUUCCAUGUCAAGGAGGGCGAGUUCUUGGGCAUUCUAGGAGCCACAGGCUCUGGCAAGUCGACGAUUCUGUCGCUCCUGCUGCGGCUUUACGAGCCUGCGGGCGGAGAGAUUUUCCUGGGAGGCCGCGCUCUGAGGGAAUACAAUCCACUGUGGCUCAGGCGCCAUGUCGGAUUCGUGAGCCAAGACCUGGUCCUAUGCCGUCGUACCGUGCGAGAGAACCUUCUGUAUGGUUGCGUGUCCGUUGACAUGUCGGGGCAUGCGCAAGUGGAUGAGCCCAGUGAAGAGCUUGCCAAAGCUGCGCUGCGAUCUGCCCAAUGCGAGGAUACUUUCUUCAACCAAGCAGCAUUUCCCAACCUUUGGCAUACUGAUGUGGGGGAUGGUGGGAGCGAUUUGAGCGGUGGGGAACGGCAGAGGCUCGCGCUGGCAAGGGCCAUUGUCAAGCAGCCCCGCCUGCUUAUCUUGGACGAGGCAACUUCAGCACUAGAUGAAAUCUCCCAGGCGAAGCUGCAGGAAGAAGUCGAAGUGCUGCGAAAGGCGCAUGGUGUGACGGUGAUCUGUGUGGCUCAUCGCCUUUCAAAUUUGGCAAAGGCCGACCGGCUCCUGGUGCUGCAGAAUGGCAAGCUUGCCGAGGAAGGCACCCCAGCAGAGCUUCUACAGAAGACAGACGGCAUCUUUGCCGAGUAUGCGCGCGCGCACCAAGCAGUUCUGCAAGACCAGUGA